CCCCAGGCCCCCUGAAUCCUCUGGGCAGCCCUGCCCAGAACCUCCCAACAAGCCCCUGUGCAUCCAGAUUUCCCCCGUAUGGAUCCCCCCACUAAGCUGCCCAAAGCCAGAUUGACCCACUCAGAAGGGCAGGGCUCUGGGGUGUUUCUGGGGCUGGCCCAGUCCUUGUUCUGUGCCAGGAUUGGGUGCAGCCUCAACACCGAGACUGUGCCCCAGGGAGGGGGGAGCUGCACAGUGAUCUCCCACCCCGUGCAGCCAGGGGCCUGUGCUCCCUAGGGCUAUCCAGGAGCCUCCAUGUUGAUUGGCAAAAUUUUAAAAUAUUGUGUGCAGAACUUUUAUUAUUUUGGCACUGAAUGCUCUCAGGAGUACUCCUAUCAGGCACCUCUCCUGCAUGCCGGGGUGCUGAGAGCCUUUGAACCAAACUAAACCCUGGAUAUCAUGGAAACCGCUUCAAGCCAGCCAGUGCAGCAGCACCCCCUCGUUCCAGCACUUUUGCCUGCAUGCUAACAAACCAUGCCAGAGAGCCCGAUUCUGCCUCUCCCACACUCACAUACUUCAGUGGACCCCAUUUCCUUGCACUGUAAAGUCUUGGGAGAGGGACUGAGCCUUUGGAUAGGGCUCCGGGUGCCAUCAAUGCUCACCAAAUAAAGUAUCAGAGGGGUCGCUGUGUUAGUCUGGAUCUGUAAAAGCAGCAGAGUCCUGUGGCACCUUAUAGACUAACAGACGUAUUGGAGCAUGAAUAUUCACCCACGGAAGCUCUUCGCUGUACCUAGCCAGUCAAUGAACUAGGAAGAAUCAAAGCCCAGCUGAUUUCUGCAAGCUUAUGCUUUCCUCCUGCUGUAUGGGGACACCUAGAGGCUGCUCUGGGGAUCCAAGACAUUUGGGGUUGGCUUUUGCUGGGUGGGGUAAAAUCACUGUUGCCAACUCUAAAGAUUUUAUCACAACUUCCAGGCUGUGGGGUCUCUCUCAACACCCCAGUGCCUGGAGGCACACCAGCGGGGGAGACACAGCUGUCAUUUCAAAAACACAUUUCUAGGGCUCUCCAUUGUAGAGAAACUUUGAAACAUGACCGGGAUGUGCCCUUACAGCUGGAAAGCAAACAACAGAAUAUGAUUUUGGGGGCCUGGCUCAUGGCUAUUAAGGAGUGGCAAUCUAGUUAUCUUGCGUGUUUUCCUCUAGCUUAUGCUUCACCCUGUAUCUUCCUUCCCUCACCCAUUGUCCUCGCCUGGCUCAGGGUAAGACAACAGGCCCGCUCCUCUCUUCCCAAUGCCUAGGUCAUCCUGAAACCUUCCCGUGCCAGUCUCAAAUGCAGCUGCCUCUGGUGUGGAACCGGUGCCUGCCAGGCCCUGCCCCAACAGCCGGGGGGGUAGGUUAGUGCUGGGCUCAGGCAGUGGGCACGGGGAGGUGUAAGGGGCAGGCGGAGCAGCCACCAUCCCUGCUCCAAGUUAACCCUGCACCAGACCCACCCGCUGGAACCUAGUUUUGCAGCCAGGACGUCAACACCCUCCCCUCCCCGGCAACCUGCGCAUGCCUAGUGGGUAGACUAUGUAUGCCCCGAACCUAGCGGAGCAUGCGCAGUUGUCGAGCUAGAGAGGCGCUGACGGGGAGCCGACGCACGCGCUGUGGGCCACGGAGAGGCGGGAGCAGCGCCGCACGCGCAAAGGCAAAAGCGCAUGCGCAGAGUAGCGGCUGCGUGCUUGCGAGCGGGAGCUGAGCCCUACGGCAGCCGCCAUCUUGUCCCCGCUCCUUUCCUCGUCUUCAGCAUGAGGCUGCCGAGGCGGGGCCGGGCCCCCCCGCUCCUCCUCCCCUUCCUGCUCCUCCUGGGCCCCGCCCGCCCCUUCAAGCUCAACGUGCCCAAGGUGCUGCUGCCCUUCAGCCGAGAGCUCCACGUGCCCUUCGUGCUGGAGGCCGAGGGCGGCUGCUACUCCUGGUAUUCCACACGUCAUGAUACAGUCACCAUUGAGCCAAUUUACGAGAAUGGUACCACUUGUUCGCAAAAAGCUUUGCUGUCUACUCAGUCUACACAGGCCACAAAGCUAAGCAGCGUUGUUAUAGCUGAGGAGCUUGUGACAGGCCAUUUACUGCGUUGUGACAUCAUUGUUGAUAUGAUAAACAGUAUUGAAAUUAUCUCCCGAACCCGAGAAAUAUAUGUGGAAGAUUCUCCACUUGAAUUAACCGUGAGAGCUCUGGAUGUUGAAGGAAACACAUUCAGUAGUUUGUCAGGAAUGACAUUUGAGUGGAGCAUUGCUAAGGACGAUGACAUGGAAGGCUUAGAACUGUCUAGCAAAAUUAGGAUUUUAAAAUACUCUGAAGCAGAGUAUUCCCCACCAGACUACAUUGUCGAGAUGGAACAAGCAGGAAAACAAGGGGAUAGGACUCUGGUAUCAGGCAUCAAAACUGGUGCAGCUAUCAUAAAGGUCCGAAUUCAGGAACCAACUUAUAAGAAAGUAGCUGCUGCACUGGUGCGUCUAUUGGUUCUGGAGAAUAUAUUCCUAAUACCAUCCUAUGACAUUUACCUUCUGGUUGGAGCCUACAUUCAGUACCAAGUUGCUAAAAUUGUACAGGGAAAGAUCACAGAAGUAGAGUUGCCUCUUGAACAUUAUGAGCUUGAACUACGUGACCCUAUUGUUGCACCUGGUGGGUCUGAUCUUAUUCCGGUGGCCAGACUGGAUGUGGACACAGCCACUGUGACAGCAGUGCAGUUGGGACAGAUUAGUCUGGUCUUUGUUCAUAAAAAUAUUCACAUGCGAGCUACAUCUGGACUUCCAAACUGCACUGUCUAUGUUGUAGAAGCUGGAUUUCUAGGUUUCAGUGUUCACCCAGGAGACAGGUGGGUUCUAGAAGUGAAGCGAGCAUAUACAAUCACUGUUGAGGUGUAUGAUAAAUCCAGCACUAAAGUCUAUUUAUCUGAUAACCUCAGAAUAACUCACCAGUUUCCCAAGUUGUAUUUUGAAGAGUUCUUGUCUUCUGUUAAUGGUUCUUACCAUAUCGUUCAAGUCCUGAAGGAGGGUAUCACAGUAAUAAAAGCUGCCCUGGUAUCUGUUCUUCUACAGGCUGGCUCUGAGGAUUACUUACCUGUCCCAAUCAGCCAUGAACAGGAGGUGAAGAUUUACUUUCCAAUCAAACUGACACCCUCCUUCCUUGCAUUUCCACACCAUCCCAUGGAAAUCUUGUAUCGGUACAAAGUUCAGGUAGAAGGAGGCAGUGGCAAUUUCACGUGGACCUCUUCCAAUCAGACUGUAGUCACAGUCACCAUAAAAGGAGUAGUGACUGCCGGGGUGGUCAGAGGGCAGAGCACAGUACAGGCCAGAGACGUGCAGAACCCCUUCCAUUAUGGAGAAAUAAAGGUGUAUGUCUUGAAAUUGACGAAGAUGGAGAUUUUGCCAUUUCAUGCAGACAUUGAGAUUGGCCAAGUUUUGGAAGUUCCACUGAUGAUGUACCACACUGAUAGGGAGACAAGGGAGACCAUUGCUUUUACGGACUGCUCCCUCUUAGCCCUGGACAUAAGCAUGGAUAAGCAAGGAGUCUUCAUCCUUGCUGAAGAGGGUAAUCAGAAACCUGGCCUGACAUUCUGCUCCAGUAUCCAGUUAGCAGCAAAGUCCUUGGGACACACUUUAGUAACGGCGAGCGUGACAGUGUUCCAGGAGUAUUUUGAAACCAGUGCCACAUUUGCUGCAUAUGAGCCUCUCAAGGCUCUAAACCCAGUGGAGGUGGCGUUGGUGACUUGGCAGUCAGUGAAGCAGAUGGUAUUUGAUGGAGGGCCGGGGCCAUGGGUUUUGGAACCAUCUCGUUUCUUCUUGGAAUUGACUGUGGAGCAUGAGGAAAAAAUUGAAGUUACACAGGUCCGACUGCCAACUAAAAGGAAACAGAACCAGUACAUUUACCGGAUUUUGUGCCUGGAGUUGGGGGAGCAGGUAUUUACACUCCGAGUAGGUAAUCAGCCAGGAGUCCUGAACCCUAGUCCUGCCGUGGAAACUGUGCAGGUGACUUUCAUUUGUGCUCAUCCAGCCAGUAUGUCUGUGACUCCAGUGUACAAGGUAGCUGCAGGUGCACAGCCUUGCCCAUUGCCUCAGCACAACAAACAGCUGAUCCCCGUGUCCAGUUUGAGGAAUACAGUUUUGGAGUUGGCCGUGUUUGAUCAGCACCGGCGGAAGUUUGACAACUUUAGCUCCCUGGUGCUGGAGUGGAAAUCAGCCAAUGAAAGUCUCGCACACUUUACUGACUCAAAGUCCAUGCAGAUGGUAGCAAAGGAUGAUGGGAGUGGACAGACCAGAUUGCACGGGCAUCAGCUCCUGGAGGUGCACCGCAUCAAAGGGACUAUUCUGAUUGGAGUCAGCUUUGUGAAGUAUUCAGAGAGAGGCAGUCCAAGAGAAGUAUCUAACUUGCCUACCUCCACAGCUGUGGAGUUGUUACUGGUAGAGGAUGUGACGGUGGUGCCAGACAAUGCCACUAUCUAUAAUCAUCCUGCUGUGAAGGAAAUAUUUGAUCUAGUGGAAGGAUCUGGGUACUUCUUGGUCAACAGCAGCAAAGAGGAGAUUGUAAACACUACAUACCUGGAAGCAGAGAGUGCCAUCGAGAUCAUCCCUUUUCAUCCUGGAUCUCUAACCUUGGAGGUCUACGAUCUCUGUCUGGCAUUUCUGGGACCAGCUACAGUCUAUAUACAUGUGUCCGAUAUGCAUGAGUUGGAGGUGGAUCUCAUUGAUAAGAUCGAGAUUGGCAAGUCUGUCCUAGUCAGCGUGCGAGUCCUUGGUUUUCAUCGACAUCCAUUCAGGAGUAAAUAUUUCAAGUACAUGAAGCUCAAACUGCAGGCAGCAUCUGCUAUUGUUACACUUGUGCUAAUGGAGGAAGUGGGUGAAUACUCUGAAGUCUAUGUACUCCGAGCUGUCGCAAUAGGCCAGACAACUUUGGUGGCUACAGCCUGGGACAAGAUGGGAAGAAAAAUCACGUCUGCUCCUCGGAAGGUUGAAGUCUUUCCUCCGUUCAAACUCAUCCCUGAGGAAAUGACCCUCAUUCCACACAACAUGAGGCAGGUGAUGUCAGAAGGUGGCCCACAGCCACAGUCCAUCAUUCACUUCUCUAUCAGUAACCAGACUGUGGCUGUAGUUAACAGGCUGGGCCAGGUGAUGGCUAAGGCAGUUGGAACAGCUAUAAUACAGGGUACCAUUCAGGCGGUCAGUGAAGACACAGGAAAAGUAAUAGUUUUCUCAAAGGGUCAAGUGGAAUUGGAAGUAGUUCAGCUGAGAGCAGUAAGAAUUCAUGCACCUGCCACUAGGCUUAUAACAGCCACCAAGAUGCCUGUUUAUGUCAUGGGGCUGACCAGCACUCUGACUCCCUUUUCCUUUGGUAAUGCCAACCCAGGGCUGAUAUUCCGUUGGUCAAUGAGUAAACGGGAUGUUCUGGACCUUCUCCCCCGACACUCAGAGAUUUCCCUGCAGGUUGUACCUGAGAAUAACUUUGCUAUGGUUGUACAUACUAAGGCAGCUGGGAGAACCAGUAUUAAAGUGACAGUGCAAUGUCUGAAUGUAUCCGCUGGUCAGUUUGAAGGAAACCUGGCUGAACUCUCAGACGAAGUACAAAUAUUGGUGUUCGAUAAGCUUCUACUUUUCUCUCCAGAGUGCCCUGCAGAGCAGAUUCUGAUGUCCACAAACUCACAGCUCAAGCUGUAUACAAACAGGGACGGGGCAGCGAUUGUGAGCUCUCAGAUCCUGCAGUGUUUCCCCAACUCUUCUGUCAUUGAGGAGCAUGGCCAGGGGCUCCUGAGAGCAGGGGCUGUAACAGGCACUGCAGUGCUAGAAGUAACUUCUCUAGAACACUUUGGAGUCAACCAGACAGUCAUAACUGGGGUCCGGGUGGCUCCAGUGUCAUACCUGAGGAUAAGCACUAGUCCCCAACUCUACACCAUUAGCGGCACAUCUCUGAUGGCAUUUCCUCUGGGGAUGGCUCUUACUCUCACAGUCCAGUUCUAUGACAAUAUUGGGGAAAAAUUCCAUGCCCAGAACACCCAGCUUUACCUGGCUUUGAACAGAGAUGACCUGCUGCUAAUCAGACCUGGGAGUAAGAAUUACACAUACAUUGCUCAGGCUGUGAACAGAGGAGUGACACUGCUGGGAAUCUGGGAUGAGAAGCACCCAGGCAUGGCUGAUUAUAUCCAUGUGCCCGUGGAGCAUGUCAUUGAGCCAGACCUCUCAAAGCCCAUUGCAGUAGGAGAUGUGAUCUGUUUCAGCACUCCCCUUGUAAACCAUGAAGGUGAACCUGGGCUGUGGCAAGUCUCCCCCACUGGCAUUCUUGAGACAGACCCUUUGAGUGGAGCAGCAUUUGUGAAGAAUGCUGGGACAGCUACAAUCUUCCAUGACAUCCCAGGGAUAGUGAGAACAUACAGAGAGAUAGUUGUCAAUGGUUCAUCAAGAUUAAGCCUCCACCUUGGUCCCAAAAGCUACCUAACCAAUAUUCCUAACUCUUCUGAAGUCUGGGUUUUCGUUGCCACAGGCAGUGCAGGAACAAGCCUCAGAGGCCCAUGCAGCCCUAGUCAGCUUUAUGCAGUCACCAGUCUGCUUCGCCCAGAGUCUCACCUGCUAUGCCAAGUUGAGUUCAGCAGCACAGUGCUGGAUAUUCCAGCAAGUAAAGUCUUUCAUGUCCAGUCACACUUCAGUAUUGAAAAAGGUCUCUAUGCUUGCAUAAUCACUGCUAAACCCCAGUCUGAUGAAGUCCUGCUGGCUUUGAGUUUUGCUGAGGUCUCUGUAUAUGUGAUGGUCUGUCUCUUCAGUGAACAAAGCAAGGAUGGAAUGCAAAGAAUCCUGGUUCCCUUCCUCCCUGCAUUUUACCUCAACCAGUCUGAAUUGGUUUUUAGCAGCAAACAACUAAAUGGCAAGAUCAGAGUGCUGGGAGCUGAGAAAGUGUUAGAAAAGCUGGAGGUCCACCCCAACUCUCCUGUGAUAAUAGUGAGGCAGCCUGAACAUUCGCCCAGCAUGCCUGGACUUGUCUCCUACCCAGUUAGUGUGGUCAAUCUCACAUCUCUCCACCAGAUGGCAGCCCCCAUCUUUAUCAAUGUCUCUUGUAUUCUUACAGGCCAAAGAGUUACCAUAGCUGUGAGAGUUCUGGCAGGGCAGCAUCUGUUUAGUCAGUGCAAUGAAGCAGGAAUUGUUCAACAGCUUAUGGGCUCUUACCAGAUCCUUCUCUUCACCCUCUUUGCUGUUCUAGCAUCAACAGCUGUAAUCUUUCUCACAUACAAUGCCUUUCUGACUAGAGUGCAGACUGUACCUAUUGUGUAUGUUCCUACCUCAGCUACACCUCAGACAGGGUAUUCAUAUCCUCCUGUUGGUACUCAGCAACACAGUGGAAGAAACAGGACACAGCUAUGGCUUUGGAGUGUACGGAGAAGGCACGUCUGAAAGAAGUACCUACUUGUACAACAAUAAAUGUCUAGUGAAGCGUGAUGUUAGGUGUAGUCCCAACUCCUGUAACUGGAAGUCACAGCACCUUCGUGGUUCUCUGGGACAACAGUCUGACUCUAGACUCUUCUGUCCACAGUGAUGGGUACUGGACAGGAGCCCCACUACCACGUUGCUAAAGACACAAGAGAGUUUGUGCCAUUCUACUUUAAACGAUCAGGUAGAUCCUGCAACAAGAAAACUCCCUCAUGAUUUGGGCCAGAAUAAAGUCCAGAAGCCACCCA
Messenger RNA from Mauremys reevesii (Reeves's turtle), 7672 nucleotides. RefSeq names its product nucleoporin 210 like (gene NUP210L). The record is from RefSeq and is a predicted model, not a curated record. Bases 1674 to 7388 code for a protein of 1904 amino acids. Gene Ontology annotation, cellular component: nuclear pore. Lineage: Eukaryota; Metazoa; Chordata; Testudines; Geoemydidae. The transcript is spliced from 40 exons.